Molecule: messenger RNA, 963 nt
Organism: Rana temporaria (common frog)
Lineage: Eukaryota; Metazoa; Chordata; Amphibia; Anura; Ranidae
Exons: 8
Coding region: 194-898 (234 amino acids)
Source: RefSeq, a predicted model, not a curated record
AAAUGAGUCGCACUGUGUAUGGGACUCAGUCCCCGGACAGGAAGUUGAGUGAUUCUGCCUGCAGGCUCGGGGGGCGGGUCUAUCCAGAGUGGUGGAAAAGAGUCGGAGAGAGAGAAGCACACAGUGGGCUCAGGACAGCUCCCUCCCUGAUUGGCUGCAGGUAAUACUGAGUGUUGACUGACUCCUCCCACUUAUGGCUGCUAUGUCGGGGAAGACUGUUGAGGUUGAAGGCUCAGAAGGAAGUCCUAGUGAAGAUGCGCGAUUGCCUUAUCCUAAAGCAUCUGUCAAUCUGCCUUAUCCUGAAACAUCUGUGAAUCUGCCUUAUCCUGGAACAUCUAUGAGUCUGCCUUAUCCUGAAACAUCUAUGAAUCUGCCUUAUCCUGAAACAUCUAUGAAUCUGCCUUAUCCUGAAACAUCUGUGAAUCUGCCUUAUCCUGAAACAUCUGCCCUUCCAAAUGUGGGACAAAUAAUGAAAGACUUGGGCAUUGAAUCAACUAUCCCAAAUGAGAUUCCAGAAGGCAGUCCAACUGAUACUUCAGUGAAGCCCGGUGGACUUGGCUUUGAAGGCUUUUUUGGAAGACCCGGCGAAGAUGUGGGAUUUCCUUGUUGUGAAACAUCAGGGGAGUUUCCAAAUGUGGAUAAAAUCAUGAAAGAUUUAAGCAUCGAGUCGCCUACCUGUCAGGAACCUCCAGCAAACAUAACGGCAGCGCCGGAUGCUCCGCACUCUCCUCCAUGCUUGUUUGACGUCGGUUUUGGUUUCAAAGAGGAAGUGCUGAAUGAAACCAAAGACCCUCAGAAGACGAAGAACCCGCCUGAUGCUGCACCGGUGGCCACCUCCGAGAAGAAACCCGCUGUAGAUGUCCUGAAGAAGAAGGCAGAAGUUGGGAAACAAUCCUGAUUUUUUUUUUUAUUACUGUGCAAUGCUUACAAUAAAACCAAAGACUGGAAUUUCUUCCCAUUAAG